This is a messenger RNA of Oppiella nova, 513 nucleotides long. The record is from the annotation of a GenBank genome assembly. Lineage: Eukaryota; Metazoa; Arthropoda; Arachnida; Sarcoptiformes; Oppiidae.
GUCCCGGAGCCUAUAAUAGACAGAAAUACUGGGGAGGAGUUGCCGAUAUUGACUCACACCUACUAUGCCAUACAGAAUCAGAGGACCAGUAAGUACUUGAUAUGGUUUGGCAAAGCGGGCACUCAGGCCGAGGAUCUGGAUUAUAAUAAACCCAAGUUUUGGCAUAUAUUUCAUAAACUGGACAAAGGGUGGUAUAAAAUGUAUCACCACUUCUGGACUGCCCCAGACAGCGCUGAGCACCCGAAUGCCGACGCCGACAUGAACGGCACUAUCAAGUGCUUCAUACCGGAUGGCUCCAAAAAGGCCACAGAUGUCGAUCAGAUGAAGCCAUCACCCGACCGGCCCAACCCACUAUUCAAAACACUCGUACCUAUCGGUGCACUUAUAAUCUUAGGCAUUGUCUUAUAUGUGAUAAAGGUAUUCCUGUUCAGGGUUCCCAGCCUACUGUUAUAUAUACCCAUAGUAAUCCAGCUCAUAUAUCCGAACCUGCCAACCCUCAAGAUAGUAAACGAU